AUAGACCUUUCUGAUAAAGCUUACUUAGUUCUUACCUUUCUUUCUCCUUUAACUGGGUUUACACAUGAUUUUCACCAGCCAGGCCAGUAAGUUACGGAUCAUGAUGUGGCAACCCUACCUGCUAGCAAACCUGCCACUUAUAUCAAGGGAAUUUCUUGUUAGUUUGCCACAUAGACCUAUUGCUGCUUUAAUAAACUGUAUGACGCAAUUUAGUGGUACAUCCAAAGUGUUAACAGGAGCAUGCUUCCAAGUGCAGUCCGACGUCUUAUAAUGGCUAACUAAAGAAAUGUUUCUGCAAGUACAAAGUUUAUAACCCACCAGUUUAACUCCAAGGUAACACAACAGGAUCAAAAGAUACGUUUCUGCUUGCAGAGGGGAGAAUGAGCCAGGCGCAGAGUAUGGGUCGGGUACUGCUCCUCACAAUGUGUGCAGCAGGGAUAGGGGGCACCUUCCAGUAUGGAUACAAUCUAACAAUAAUCAAUGCACCCACCAUGCACAUCCAGAAAUUUGUGAACGAGACGUGGCUGGAGCGCAAUGGCCAGCAGCUGGACAGCCAGGUCAUCACUCUCAUAUGGUCCAUCAUAGUCUCUGUGUACCCUCUGGGAGGGUUUCUUGGAGCACUGCUGGCAGGCCCAAUGGCAAUUAGACUGGGACGGAAGAAGUCUCUGCUGUUUAAUAACCUAUUCGUAAUACUCUCUGCAAUUCUGUGUGGACUCAGCCGCCCUGCAAAAUCCUUUGAGAUGAUUGUUCUGGGCAGAAUUUUAGCUGGGCUGAAUUCAGGAGUCAGUAUGAACGUCCAGCCAAUGUACCUGAGUGAAAGUGCCCCUAUGAAACUUCGUGGCACGGUGGCUAUGUCCUCUGCCGCCUUCACUGCCCUGGGUCUAGUACUGGGACAAGUUAUAGGACUAAGGGAGAUCCUUGGCAGCGAAGAAUGCUGGCCUUUCCUCUUAGCCAGUAAUGCCGUCCCAGCUAUGCUGCAGCUUUUUGUUCUUCCAUGGCUUCCUGAAAGCCCCCGUUACCUGUUGAUUGACCUAAAAGACAAGGAUUCCUGUAUCUGUGCAUUGCAGCGUCUACGUGGUCACAGUGACCUCAGUCUUGAAAUGGAGCAGAUGCUGGCAGAGCAAGCGGCUAUCAAAGGUCAGAGGCCAAAGAGCUUGUGUGAGUUGAUCCGAGAACCAACACUAAGGAGGCAGAUACUCACUAUUGUAGUUCUUAGCAGUGCCAUGCAGCUGUGUGGUAAUGACUCGAUGUAUUUCUAUGCAUCAUCCAUAUUCCAGGAGGCUGGAAUACCACUGGAGAAGAUUCAGUAUGUUGUAAUAGGCACUGGAAGCUGUGAGCUUGUCACUUCAAUCACCUGUACUGUAUUCAUUGACCGGGUCGGACGCCGAGCCCUGGUGAUGGGAGGAUACAGCCUAAUGUCUGUUUGGGCUGUGGUUUUCAUGGUGGCCUUAUCACAACAGGGUCAUGUCAGCUGGAUGCCAUACCUCAGUAUGGUUUGUAUUUUUGCCUACAUCCUGAGCUUCGGCAUUGGCCCAGCUGGUGUCACUGGAAUAAUGCCUGGAGAGAUAUUUGACCAAAUGGCUCGGCCAGCUGCAUACAUGAUAUGUGGUUCUCUAAUCUGGAUUAUGCUGUUUGUGAUUGGCCUGGCUUUCCCUUUUAUUUUGCAAGGCCUUGGGCACUUCUGUUUUAUACCUUUUCUUGUGGUUUGCGUCAGCACUGCUUUGUAUGUUGGAAUCUUCCUCCCAGAGACCAAAGGGAAAAGCCUGCUUGAAAUAACAGAGGAUUUCACCAAGCACAGUGUCAAGCGAAAAAAUGUGGCAAAUGGCUGGAGUGGACCCCAAGAGAUAAAAUCUACCAUGUUGUGAGAGCCUUUUAACUUAAAUCUGGCAUAUCCAUGUUGCCUGAGUUUAGCACUGAGUCACUGCAGGACUGGAUCCACAUGUUGACUCAUUGAUGCAGAGAGUAAAUUAUUUCAAACAGAACCUUUUAAAUUGUAAUAUAAACCAACACCUUCUGGCUAAUCUGAUGUCUGGUUUAACCAUACUCCCAAUAUCUUGAAAAUGGAAAGAGGGACAAGAAGAAAUGCCAUGCACAGCAUGGUGACAUUUUUGACCAUGCCCAUUUUUGCAACCACACCCCCUAAAUACCACUCCCAUUUUACUAAAUUUGGCAGGUUAU
Messenger RNA from Xenopus tropicalis (tropical clawed frog), 2178 nucleotides. RefSeq names its product solute carrier family 2 member 11 (gene slc2a11). Lineage: Eukaryota; Metazoa; Chordata; Amphibia; Anura; Pipidae. Gene Ontology annotation, biological process: hexose transmembrane transport; transmembrane transport. The record is from RefSeq and is a predicted model, not a curated record. Bases 381 to 1865 code for a protein of 494 amino acids. The transcript has 12 exons. Gene Ontology annotation, cellular component: membrane; plasma membrane; sarcolemma. Gene Ontology annotation, molecular function: D-glucose transmembrane transporter activity; transmembrane transporter activity.